Daphnia magna is the source of this 8712-nucleotide messenger RNA. RefSeq lists its product as uncharacterized. NCBI's taxonomy places the organism in Eukaryota, Metazoa, Arthropoda, Branchiopoda, Diplostraca, Daphniidae. Bases 1074 to 6422 code for a protein of 1782 amino acids. Gene Ontology annotation, biological process: regulation of neuron differentiation; positive regulation of transcription by RNA polymerase II. The record is from RefSeq and is a predicted model, not a curated record. Gene Ontology annotation, molecular function: DNA-binding transcription factor activity, RNA polymerase II-specific; RNA polymerase II transcription regulatory region sequence-specific DNA binding. The transcript has 19 exons. Gene Ontology annotation, cellular component: nucleus.
GAUUCCGGUCAUCCGUCGAACGGUGUACGGUCGUCUCCGCCAUCUUCCGUUGCAUCUUCUUUUGUGCAAACAUUUAAUUAUUAUUAUUUAUUUUUUUUUAAGUGUUUUUAGUUUGGUUUUGUUUUGUGUUUUUUUCAUUUCCCAAAAGGAAAACAUUUUCAAGCUGCCAGUUUCGUUGUUUGAUGUGCGUUUUCUUUAGUUUUCUUGCCACAGCAACAGAAACAUUUGUCACCUUUGCCAAAUAAUAUACAGUUUUGUUCAGCAACAAGUUCGUCUAUGCAAAGCCACACUGUUUCCUAAAAUUCCUGUAGUUUUAUUUUGAAUUUUCAUUUAUUUUUUUUUUAGUUUCUUUUAGUUUUUAUUUUGUUUAAAAAAAAGAGCGUGGCGGUGGCGUUGGCCGAGCAGACCGGCAGGUUUGAUUAUUUUUUUUUCCCUCUCUUUCGGAAAAAAGCUUCACUCGCCAUCGAGACGCGCACGCUCACGCACGCUGCUGUCCUUCUUUCUCCUCUUCUCUUUUUCUCUCUUUUUCUCUUUUCUUUUUCACCCCCCCUUUUUUUUUUUCCCUACCCCUUUGUGUGUGUGUGUGUGUUGUGUGUGUGUGAGCGAUUUCGUGAAGUCAAUCGUUUUGGUGUUGUUGCUGCUGCUGUGUGUGUGUGUGUGUGCAUGUCGACAUUCGGCCGUGUAUAUAUGAUAUACGUGCAUUUGACAUCGCCGGAUUGGCAUCAGGCAGCUGAUGUAUACAAUGGUGGAUAUAUCUACGAAAUGAAGUAAAAAAAGAAAAAGAAAGAAAAAGGUGUUUAAAGUGCCAUCAUCAUCACGAAAAGUGUUUUUUUGUUGUUGUUGGGAUUUGUCGGUUUCGUUGGCCGAAAUCGUCCAGUUCUGUGUGGUGAGAGAAGAAGAAGAAGAAAUUAGGACAAAAGAGAGCUUCAUUUCCAUAUAGACCCCAGGUGAUGGGGGUCAGGUGAUAUAAAGUGACACAAAGUGGCCGCCAGCCCUCGUUAAACUACCCGCCAUAAUAGACGCAUAAGAGAAAAAGAGAAAGAGAAAAAAAAAGGAAUAAAAAAAUCAAACAAAUGUCUACCAGCUGCACUUCAGCGGCUUUGGCAGCCGCGACGUCGGGGUCCAACAGUCUGGCACGCAACACCACCGGCGGUGCUUGCGCGGCCACUCUCUACGCCUCCAUAGAUCUUCAUUCAGACGAUGCCGAUUUGGGAAGUGGGGAGGAGGCCAAUGUGGACAAAGAUAAAAGGACGGCCGUGUUACAGCAUCGGAUCAGCGAACUGCCCAGCAGCAGCAUCUCAAUGCCGGUGUCGAUGAUGUCAGCCUCGACCCGACGCAACAAACGCAAGAACUUCCAGCCGCGUAACAUACGACCCAGCGAAUCGGCCGACGGCGACGAUGGCCAAGAUGACAAUAACGAAACGCAAUCGACAGCCAAUCACACGGAGGAUGGAUGCGACGCUAACGGCCAUGGCCACCCGCCGACGCCUUCCAUCCUUGGUGAAUGCGACCUGACGACAACGAUCCCUCCUCGGCGUGCUGGCCUGAAAAGCCAACGGCCAGACCGGAAGAAUGAGCGCAGACCAAGCAAGGCCAGCCCGUCUUCCUCUCGGUCCGUUCGGAAGGAAAGAGCAUCGUCCGCUGGAGGAGGCGAUGCGUCUCGUUCGACAGGUCAACACGCCGAUCAGUUGACAGACGGAUACCAUCGAGACGUGGCUGCCACGAACAGCAGCAGCAGUCGCAGUGAUUUGAAUAGCAGCAGCAGUAGCAGCAGCAGCACUAGCCGGAGUAGCAGCCGCAGCGGUAGCCGGUGCGGCAAGAGUGCGGCCGUAGAUCUGAGGCUGCGUCCGGCCUCCAACACGGAAGAGGACGACCAAGAGGAGGAAGGAAAUGGGCAGAUAUCCGGCCUUCAAAUGAAGACGUGGAUGCUCUUUUGGCAGCAGCAACAGUCUUGCAGUGAUGGCGGUUUGCUGGCCAAACCGCCUUUCCUUCCACCGUCCGACUCGCACGACCGUCUUCGCCGGGCGGAAGGGAACGCCUCGCAAGCCCAGGAGGCAAACGCCAGUACGGGACGUGCGCCAGUCAACGACUACGCGCAAACAGCGAUGCGCGAAUUGCUCGGAAUUUAUCGACUCCAACGCGAUGCCGACGCAGGGCAGCAAAGUUCAAACGUUGGCGCCGUUUCGCCCAUAGGCCGAUCCGGGGCAGAGGGCCAAACGCGACCAGUUGAUUCGAGUGUCGGUAUCGGCUCAUUGAGGACCUCGUCGACGUCUUCUGUUCAACAACCACCCACUCCACCCCACACACCUAAAACUGCGAGCACGACGAACGGCCCAACAGCCCUGCCACUUGGGAGGACGAAUGUUUUAAACGAGCCUUCUCUAAGGGCUUUGCAAACACACAUCCAGUCCAUCCUGAGUCACGUGGCCACGACGUCCAGGCAGCCAUCGCCGUGCAAACAGCUGACGAGCUGCGAUGAUUCUGCGACUGGUGCCGACUUGCGACACAUGUCCGCGAAUCAUCAGGAUGGAACGACGUACCCGUUCAAAGCGGCCAGUUUCGCCAACAUUGAUCUUCACGUUGACGUCGACGAUGACGUCACAGCAGCGACCAAAGGCUUUUACGACCAGCAGGAGCUUCAGCAACUAGCUGCAACUAAUUUAGCAGAUGGACGACGUAAUGCGGCCAGCGGAUCAAGUGGAAACGGGUCGGGCGGCGGGACCGGCAGCAGCGGGAGCGGCAAGAGCAGCGCCCCCAUCGACUACAGCCGCUACGUCAAGCGUUUCGCCAGUGCGUCAGAAUGCGGCAGCCCUUUUUGCAAAAAUCUCAACUACAGGGAGCACUUCCAUUGCCUCGAUUGCCACCCGCGGGUUUUCGUCAAGAAGGAAGAGAUGAUCCGUCACUUCAAGUGGCACAAGAAGCGCGACGAGUCGCUGCAGCACGGCUUCAUGCGCUACUCGCCGGGUGACGACUGCAACGACCGCUAUCGCGGCUGUCCGCACAAUCGCAAACAGACCCACUAUCACUGUGUCAAGGAUACGUGCGAUAAGGUGUACAUAAGCACGUCCGAUGUUCAGAUGCAUGCCAAUUACCAUCGCAAGGACUCGGCCAUCAUUCAGGAAGGCUUCCAACGCUUCCGCGCUACCGAGGACUGCGCCACCGCUCAUUGCGCUUUCAACGGCCAGCGGACCACUCAUUUCCAUUGCCGACGGCCGCCAUGCAACUACACGUUUAAAAACAAAGCCGACAUGGAAAAACACAAGAGUUAUCACAUCAAGGACGAACAGCUGGCCCGCGAUGGAUUCAAAAAAUUCAUGAAAAACGAGGCCUGUCAAUUCGACAAUUGCCGCUUCUCGCGGGUCUGCAAUCACAUCCACUGCAUCCGCGAAGGCUGCACCUACGUGCUGCACUCUAGCGGCCAACUUUAUUCGCACAAACGCAAACACGAACGACGAGACGCCGAACUCGCUUACCAAGAUGGCGCUGCCGGCGGCAACAUGGCGGCCAUUGCUAACACGGAUUCGACGGGAAGCAACAGCAAUCCGUUGACGGCUUUCCCAUCGACGAGCGCUUCUCCCGCUCUGCCUGGACUACCUCCUGGAACUGCUGGAACAGACGAAGCCCAUCGAGGUCCGAUGGGUUUGUCGACAUCGGAUCUGUCCCGGUUGAUCAGCGACCCGUCAGUGGCCGCAUUCCUUUACGGCCGCAUGCCUUCGUUGCUCAAUCAGUUGGAGAUGGCCCAUCUGCAACAUCGGCAGCGGGCCGACCAAGAACAACGAAUGCUGGCCGCCGCCGCAGAGGCCAAACUCCAUCAGCUAAGGAAUUCGAUGUCGACGGCGGCCGGUCCUGGCCGCAGUCCUUCGCCUGUCAUGACCGAAGACGACGCUUUUCGAUUGUGCCUGGCCAAAAUCGAAACGGGCAAGCCGUGCCAGCCGGACUGCCCAGUCUACCCCAACGAACAUUACCACUGCCGUUCCGAUGGAUGUUCCCUUUCCUUCAAGUCUACAGAGGCAGCUAAGGAACACUGGCGGAAUCACGAACAACAGGAGCAAAUCACCGACAAUUAUUACAUCAGCGUCGAGGAGAACGAGCAGCCCAAUCCGUGCCCAUCCAGCUGUCCUUAUCAAACGAGGAAGCGGCACUACCAUUGCUGUUGGGAUGGCUGCGCAGAGAUCAUUCUGUCCACGGAGAACGCGUUCCGACGGCUCGAUCAUUACAAGAUGCACGAAUAUUCGAGGCGCGGUCAUCCAACUCCGUCGGUCCCGCCACCUGUGGUAGCCUCGAGCGGACUGGUUCAUCCGUCCGGUUCCAGCGGCAGCAAAGAGAUCACCUUCACGACAGGCAGCUCGACGUCGACCAGCUUCUCGUUGGACAGCAUGUUCCGCCGGAAGCGCGGCCGGCCUCCGAAGAACCGAGUCAUCGAAGUUUGGAACGAAUCCUCAUCGAUGAAUUCCGGAUCGGGUGCGUCGGAUACACCGCAAGCCGUGUUCACUAGUUUCAAGUUGCCGAAACCAUCGACACCGCCGCUAGCGCCUUACUCAUCCGUCGGCAGCAGUUCCGGCCUUUUCGCACCGCCGCCUUACGGAACAUCGGCAGGCCCGUCUCAUUCGGCGUCGUCCAGCCGAUCCAACAGCAGCGACUGGAAGAGCCAGAGGACAUUGUCGCCUAGUCCGGAACGCUCUGAAGCCAGGCACAGCAUGAGGAAAGGUCAAUCCGCUGCGGAUAAGUGCGCCCAUCAGCUGCUGAAGCGGAACAGUUCGCCCGCCGGCUCGUCUCCGGCGUUGCAGCUUCCGUCACCGGCUGCACUCCGCUCGCCAGACUCGCCGAUCAAAUCCAUCACAGUGGUCAAAGCGGCCGGGACUUUUUAUCCGUCGUGUGCGUUUCCCUCCAAGAACGAAGAACUCGUCGGUCCUCGUUUGAUGAAUCCAUCACCGGCGCCACGCCCUCUUUCACCGGCUGUCGUUCGUUCAACUGGCGCCUCGUCGUCGUCGGGUCAUCGGGAAGUCUCUUCGUCGUCGUCGCCCACGCCAAUGACGACGCAGAGUUCGUCUCUGUCGACGCGCAGUUGCUCGUUGUCGCCUUCGUCGUCGUCGUCGUCUGUUUCGCCUUCGCCGUCGGCCAAUCACAGCGCGGCUGCCACGACUUCCCCGCCAACGCCGGCCAUUGUUACGGAAAGGCCUCAGGCGUACGGACCAGACCACUCGUGCGGGCGGCCAUUUUGCAAACUGAAACGCAGGGAACAUUACCACUGCGUCGUCUGCAAUCAGGCUUUCUCUGAAAUCGAUAAAUUAAAGCCGCACGUUCUUAAACAUUGCACGGGAGCAUUGAGUCCCACGUUAAACCAAUGGAGCGGCAACGGUGGACCAGGUUCGAUAGGCCAAUUGCCGACCGAUGUCGCAUCGGUAGCCGCUGGCGCUUCUGACCGAGGCAAUCCAACGGCCAAUUGCAUAGAAAUGGACGCCAAGAAGGAAGAGCUCUCGCGGAUGGCGUUGUUUCAUAACUCCACCGGAUUAGGGACGUCGUCGCUUCCGCAAUCGGAGGCAGAAUUGCGCGACUUGGCCUCGAGAUCUUCGGCAGCCCUGCACGCUCUCAGCUUCAUGUCGCCAAUGGGUGGGCCCUUUGGUCUCGGCUCUGCCAAUCAGCUGACUGGCAACUCGUCCUCCUUCCACUCGCCCAGCAUCCACCAGGCCAUUUACGCUGGAUCAGGUUUAAUGUUGAAUAACUCGAUGGGUACGGGCGCUGCUUUCAACCGACCCAUGAGCCCAGGUAAAACGGCGUCGCAGGGACACAAGAGGCCGUCUUCAUCACCUAUCGAUCAUUUAGUGUUGAGCCCCGAGGCCAAGAAGAUGCGUUUCCCAAGCAACAUGCGACUCCUUAAGGACGAACCCGUUCCAGACGGCUACGUUCGUUUCAGGUUCAACGAAGAUUGCCAAUAUUCGCAAUGCGGUUACAGAGAACACCAGACCCAUUUUCAUUGCAUGCGGCCUGAUUGCGGUUACAGUUUUUGCGACAAGACUCGUUUCGUGCAGCACACUGCCCGUCACGAGCGAUUGGACACGUUAAUGGGGGGCGAUUUUCAACAGUACCGCGCCAACGUUGCGUGCGGACGUGCCAGUUGCCUCUACACCGCCAGCCUCGGCGCAGUACAGAACAAAGCCUCGCAUUUUCAUUGCCUCAAAUGCGACUUUGUUUGCACGGACACGAACAAGGUGGUGGCCCACCGUCGCCAACACCAGAAGACCGACUCGAUCCUCGCCGCCGGGUUCGAGAAAUUUACGCCGUCGCAGAACUGUCGCGUCGAUACGUGCCCGCACUCCAACAAGCAAACGCACUACCACUGCCUCAAGUGCUGCUUCGCUGUUCUCGGCCUGGCCCAAAUGUCUGCGCACAAGUACCGCCAUCUCGAGUCAGCAUCCUCGUGAGCGAGCAGGACCAUCUUGAAGGUCAUUCACCGAAUCGUGUCAUUUUCUUAUCGAUAAGAAAUAGUGGGGAAGAAUUGAGUUAUGGUGAUAGCAAACGACUGCCCCACAGCCAAACAUCAUCCUACAGCAGUAUAUACCUAAUAAGAUUUCGAAUUCUAUCGUUGAGGUAGACCGUAGCAUAUUUUUUCCAAUUAGAAAUUAGGUUUCUAAAAAACAAAAACAAAAAAACAAAACAAAAAAACAUGUCACGACAAGCAUUUCCAUGCGAUUCAAAGUUUUACGUAAUUUCUAGUUUAUACUUCCUCGUAAGCGAAGGCCCGCUUGCCCAUGCCAAUUGUAUCCAAUUCGACCUCAUUCGCCGGAUCGCUCCGAAUUCGCUUUCCACUAUUAGAGUCCACUUUUUUUUUUGUUUGAUUCGAGUUAUAUCUACGCCUAGUUCUCUUUAGUUUUUCAGAAAGAAAACAAUAAUAAGAUUAAAAAUAAACAAAAUAUGAAAUAAGACCAGCAGAAAUUCGAGGUAAAACCAAUUCAUGUUAGCUAAAAAUUGGUUGGAACUAUGUAGACAAGAACGGAAUUAACAUUCACGGCUAUAUACAGAUGGAAAUUUGUUUUUUUCUUCUUUUUUUUUUUCAUUUUUGUAAUCAUGGGGGGGGGGUGAAUCAUUGCGAUUGAAUGGGAAUGUGAUUCCUCUAACGUGGUUAGCACCUUUUUAUAAGCCUUCACACGCUUCUCAGUGAGAAAGAAAAAACAAAAAAUUAUAGCCGGCCAGAUAAAGUAAAUGAAUAAACAAAUCAUUUUUUUUUUUUCGUCAGGUAUGCGGUAAAACCGUUUGAUGUUUUUUACCAGUUGAGUAUAGCUGGUAAUUCGAAAAUUGUACGUAUAGGUCGAAAAAUAUAGUCUUUCAUGGAAAUGGCAUUUUUUUUUUGUUUCUUUCUUUCUGAAAAACAAAAAGAAAACUUUUGGAUGCGACAUUGCCGCGAGAAAACAUUGUCCUUAUUGUCCCCCCACCCUCUCUUGUUUACGUAAGUGUGUAUUUAUUGAUAUCUUUUUUCGUUAGUUUUUGUUUACCGAGAAAGUGACUUGGUCGUUUAUACUCAAGUGCCAUAAUGACGAGGACGAGUUAAGAGACUGAAAACAAACAAUUGCCCCCCCCCCCGCACUUAGUUCAAUCAAUUUGAAAUGGAACAGUGCCAGUGUCUUCGCAGCAACAGCACGCACCGUGUUUCGCCGUGAUCAAAGCGGUGCCUAUUACUCCCCUUCCUCUAUUUUUGAAGUUUUCCUCACCCUUGUCAACAAAUUGUGCCCAUUAUAUAGUUGAUAGCUUUAUUACUUGUGGAUAUCGUUGUGAUCUUUUUAUUUAAAAAAACAAAAAACAAAACAAACCGAGAAACAGGUUGAUCUGUGCCAUCUUGAUACGUAGACCAGGCUCACUCUUCAAUUGUAUUGUCAAACCAACGUAAAACAUAUGCCCGGUGUCUUAUAUAUAGCUGGAAUAUCCAUUGUUUCGUCUAGUUUUCGUAAGUUCAAACGUAAAGUCUCGAAAGUUUUCAGUCUCUCGGAUAUCUUUCAUUUUGCUCUUUUUAAUUAUUAUUAUUAUUAUUAUUUUUUUUUUUUCAAAUGUUUUGUUAUCGCCGAAAAUGGCCGCCACGCGUGCCUCUGGUAUCGUAGUUGUCUGUGUGUAAUUCAAGUGCUUUAAAAAUCACUUGCCCGUGCCUGAUAUAGUAUUGUGCAGCAUCUUAGCGGUCAGAAAACGAGCCAAAACCAGUUUUGAAUUUUUGCCACUUCGGGAUGGGCUAAAAGAUCCCAAACAUCAGGAAAAAAAAAAAAAAGAAAUUGUCGAGCAUUUUUGUUUGUUUGUUUGUUUUGUUCGAGAGCCUUGUUAAGAGUUUCCUGGGACCAAACAAAUCGGCUGCAACGUCGUAUCGUUUACUCCCGACCGUGCGUGACAGGCGCUAUGCUUUCCGUCUGAAAAAAAAAAAAAAAAAAAAAUUCAAAGUGGUCUAAGAGCACGUGCCUUAAUAAGGAAAUGAUUGCCAACAUGCCCAGGUUGGAAAGUGAAACUGGUUUCUAACUGUCACUUCCCACCUUUGACUGUUUACUCCUGCCCGACAUUUGUGCUCCUUUGCUAUAUUUCUAUAGGCGAGAAUUGCCAUCGCUUUUGUCGCUGGGAUGUGUCACUACGUAAAGAAUGCCUGUCUAACUUGGAUGUCAUAAAAAUGUGAAAUGCAUACGUAUGCCUCUUUCCUUCUGUGAAAUACACGCUUGAGGAAGUUGUCUCAGUAAUUAAAAA